AUGGGGGUUGCAUCCUACGGGUUGGUACAACUUACCCGAAUUUUUGUUUUAUGGUUACACUCUCUUGCAUGAGCUUCGCAAGACUUAUUAAACCACCUAUACAUACACAGUUAUAUAUCUACAUUUAUAGAGUGAGAUAUUCACUCCGUCAUUAAUCUUGCAUUCUUUUACCUACUUCGUCUUUAUUGAAUGGAGGCGCCGCUGCUCGACCGGAACGACUCUGGCGAUCUCCAAUUGAUUGGAGACGACGGAGACUACCGACCGGUUAAAGGGCUGAAGGCAUGGUGGAAGAUUUUCCGUAUAGAGUCACUCAAUCUGUGGAGAAUUGGAGGUCCCAUAGCCUUUCAAAUUCUUUGCCAAUUUGGAACCAAUUCUGUUACCUCCAUGUUUGUUGGCCAUCUUGGAGAUAUUGAGCUUUCUGCUUUUUCUAUUGCUACCUCAGUCAUUUCCACCUUCUCUUUCGGAUUCAUGCUUGGCAUGGGAAGUGCCCUUGAGACACUAUGUGGGCAGGCAUUUGGUGCAGGACAAGUUCAUAUGCUUGGUGUUUACAUGCAACGCUCAAUGAUAAUCCUGUUUGCCACUUGCUGCAUCCUUUUGCCACUCUACAUAUUUGCAACCCCAAUCCUCAAGGUCCUCGGACAAAGUGAUGAAAUUGCGAAUCUGUCUGGAGUAUACACACUGAUGAUCGUUCCUCAGCUGUUCUCGCUUUCUGUCACAUUUCCGACUCAGAAGUUUCUUCAAGCUCAGAGCAAAGUUUCUGUGCUUGCAUGGAUCGCUUUCCUUGCAAUAGUCUUGCAGGUUUUCAUCUGUUGGCUUUUUGUUUAUGUAUUUGGAUGGGGAGCGUCGGGUGCAGCCACAGCGUAUGAUCUUACGAGUUGGGGCACUGCGAUUGCGCAGUUUGUCUAUGUCAUUGGUUGGUGCAAGGAUGGUUGGAAGGGAUUUUCAGGGUCCGCCUUUAAGGAGAUAUGGGCAUUCGUUAGGCUCUCUCUUGCUUCUGCUGUUAUGCUUUGCCUCGAGAUCUGGUAUAUGAUGAGCAUUAUUAUCCUCACCGGACAUCUUGACAACGCGGUAACUGCAGUUGGUGCCCUUUCAAUUUGCAUGAACGUCAAUGGGUGGGAAGCCAUGAUUUUCAUUGGAAUCAAUGCUGCUAUAAGGUAAAAGGACUCACAUCUUAUAGAUA
Molecule: messenger RNA, 1180 nt
Organism: Olea europaea var. sylvestris
Lineage: Eukaryota; Viridiplantae; Streptophyta; Magnoliopsida; Lamiales; Oleaceae
Product: protein DETOXIFICATION 35-like
Exons: 3
Coding region: 190-1158 (322 amino acids)
Biological process (GO): transmembrane transport
Cellular component (GO): membrane
Molecular function (GO): xenobiotic transmembrane transporter activity; antiporter activity
Source: RefSeq, a predicted model, not a curated record